UGAUGGGGCAUGUAGGUGCCAAACCCCGGAGACAAACUGCACGGGGAGCUGGGUACCUGUUCAAAGCUCACCCUUCCUCCUGCCUUUCCAUUACUGAGGAGGUGUUUCUUGAAGCUGCAGAGUAUGGCAACAUCCCUGAAGUGAGACGGAUGCUGGAGGAGCUUCCUCACCUCGACAUCAACUGUGUCAACUACAUGGGUCAGAAUGCACUGCAGCUGGCAGUUGCAAGCGAGCACUUAGAAGUGGUCAAGCUUUUGCUUAAAAAGAAGGAACUUGCAAAAGUAGGAGAUGCCUUGCUGUUAGCCAUUAGUAAAGGGUACAUCCGCAUAGUAGAAGCCAUAUUGAGCCAUGAGGCCUUCACUGACGGUCAGAGGCUAACAAACAGCCCCAGUCUGGAGGAGACACAAGAUGAUUUUUUCUCAUAUGAUGAGGAUGGCACACGUUUUUCUCAUGACAUCACUCCCAUUAUCCUGGCUUCCCAGUGCCAGGAGUUUGAGAUCGUACACAUGCUACUUUUGAGGGGGGCCCGUAUAGAGCGUCCACAUGACUACUUCUGUCAAUGCAAGGCCUGCAUUGAGCAUCAGAGGCGUGACUCCUUUUGCCACUCUUUGUCUCGUAUUAGCGCCUACAAAGGCCUGGCAAGUCCAGCAUAUCUUUGCCUUUCAAAUGAAGACCCAGUGAUGGCAGCUUUGGAGCUGAGCAAUGAACUCGCCGUUCUGGCCAAUGCUGAGAAAGAGUUUAAGAAUGAUUACGAGAGGCUGUCCAUGCAAUGUAAGGAUUUUGUGGUGGGACUCUUGGAUUUGUGUCGGAAUACUGAAGAAGUGGAGGCUGUCCUAAAUGGUGACACAGAAUCCUGUGCUGACCAGGAAAUCUCUGGAAGGCCAAACCUGAUAAGGCUGAAACUUGCAAUAAAAUAUGAGGUUAAAGAGUUUGUGGCUCAUCCAAACUGUCAGCAACAUCUACGAUCAAUCUGGUAUGAAAACUUGACUGGACUGCAUCAGCAAACAAUAGCAGUUAAAAUUCUUCUUGUCCUCGGUGUAGCUGUUGGUUUACCUGUUCUGGCUUUUAUUUACUGGAUAGCACCAUCAAGUAAGUUGGGGAAACUUAUGCGUGGACCUUUCCUCAAGUUCGUGGCUCAUGCAGCUUCCUUCAUCAUAUUCCUCUGUCUGCUGGUUCUGAAUGCAGCGGACCGCUUUGCAGGGACAUCGCUACUGCCAAACAUGACCACCCAUGAUUACCCCUCACAAGUUUUUCGCAUGAAGACUACCCGCUUUACCUGGAUGGAGAUACUUAUUAUUUUCUGGGUCAUAGGUAAGAUAUGGGAGGAGUGUAAAGAUAUUUGGUUGCAGAACUUUCAGGAGUACAUCUCAGAACCAUGGAACCUUCUGGACUUCAGUAUUUUGGCCAUUUUUAUGACCUCUUUCAUUGCAAGAUUAAUGGCUUACUGGCAUGCCCAUUCUGCACAGUGCUACAUCGAUGAGCAUCCAUCAAACACGACCUUGCCUUCUGAUGUACAAUAUUUUCAGCUGGCAAGGAUUCACUGGAUUCCCUCAGACCCACAGCUGAUUUCUGAAGGUCUCUAUGCAAUUGCCAUUGUGUUGAGUUUUUCCCGCAUCGCGUACAUCCUGCCAGCCAACGAGAGGUUUGGGCCCUUGCAGAUCUCUCUGGGAAGAACGAUGAAAGACAUUUUUCAGUUCAUGGUUAUUUUUACAACAGUUUUCGUGGCAUUCAUGGUGGGAAUGUUUGAUCUAUAUUCAUACUACCUUGGAGCCAAAUACAACGUUGCCUUUACAACGGUUGAAGAAAGUUUUAAAACACUUUUCUGGGCAAUCUUUGGACUUUCAGAAGUAAAGUCCGUCGUUUUAACCAUCAAUCAUAAAUUCAUAGAGAAUAUAGGCUAUGUUCUGUAUGGGGUAUACAACAUCAUCAUGGUGAUUGUUCUGCUGAACAUGCUCAUAGCCAUGUUCAACAGCUCCUUCCAGGAAAUUGAGGAUGAUGCUGAUGUUGAGUGGAAAUUCGCCCGAGCCAAGCUGUGGUUCUCCUACUUUGAACACGGCAGCACUCUGCCUGUGCCCUUCAACCUCGUACCCAGCCCCAAAUCUGUGCUGUCCCUCCUACUCGGGAUAAAGACAUUUUUUAAACCUCCAAAAGAAAACAGAGAAGAGUCAAAGAAUGGCAAAGACAUAAGAAAUUUAAGGGAACAUGGAGGACUGAAAGAGGACGCAUCACUUCAUCCAUCUCGUCAUCAAAAAAUAAUGAACUGCUUAAUCAAAAGAUACAUAUUUAAAGCACAGAGAGAUAAGGAUAAUGAUGAAGUUAAUGAAGGUGAACUGAGAGAGAUCAAACAGGACAUCUCCAGUCUUCGUUACGAGCUCCUGGAAAGAGGGAACCGUGAUUUGAACACACUAGCCGAUCUUGUCAGGCAACUGGGAGAUGUUGUGCAGAAAGAAGAGCAAAGAAUGGAAAUGAUUUCUUAGAAAUGAGUAGACAAAAUAGUCGUAUAAGUUGAGCAUAAUAUGAUCUUUUUUUCUGACAUUAAAUCAAGGUAAAGCGACCUUUACUGCUUGCAA
This is a messenger RNA of Cyprinodon variegatus (sheepshead minnow), 2570 nucleotides long. It is a transcript of the gene trpc6, whose product is annotated as transient receptor potential cation channel, subfamily C, member 6. Gene Ontology annotation, molecular function: store-operated calcium channel activity; protein binding; inositol 1,4,5 trisphosphate binding. The record is from RefSeq and is a predicted model, not a curated record. Bases 3 to 2477 code for a protein of 824 amino acids. Gene Ontology annotation, biological process: calcium ion transmembrane transport; regulation of cytosolic calcium ion concentration; manganese ion transport. Lineage: Eukaryota; Metazoa; Chordata; Actinopteri; Cyprinodontiformes; Cyprinodontidae. The transcript is spliced from 11 exons. Gene Ontology annotation, cellular component: cation channel complex; membrane.